Messenger RNA from Drosophila persimilis, 1163 nucleotides. Its product is annotated as adenylate cyclase, terminal-differentiation specific. The record is from RefSeq and is a predicted model, not a curated record. NCBI's taxonomy places the organism in Eukaryota, Metazoa, Arthropoda, Insecta, Diptera, Drosophilidae. The transcript has 2 exons. The coding region runs from base 111 to 1037 and encodes 308 amino acids.
UUUUGAAUUUAAAACAUUUGAACUGGCCACAAAUUAGGUCGUUCCUUCGGCAACAAUCCGCAUAUCUCCACUUCAGUUGUUCAGCAGUGGGAUCCUUUCAUCAGCGAAAAAUGAGAUCACACAAAGCCCGUGCACAAAGCCAUGGCGAGAGACUGCGAAAUCCUACUCCAUUCCCUGGCUUUUCGGCAGCAGGACCUCAAUAUUCGUCUGUGUAUCAGCAGCAGGCUCCAGGACGCGUGCCAGCUGGGCGUGGGGGCAAGCUCAAGACAUCUGCUGUAUCCACUCCCCAGCAGCAGCAUCAGCUGCUGCAACAGCAGCAACAACUUCAGGCCCAGCAGCUGCUGCAACAACAGCAGCAACUUCUUGCACAGCCGGGAGUGGCAGCUCCCGACGUGGCUGCCGCAGGACAGCGCGCCCCCGUGCCCACCUAUGCUGACCAGAUGCAGGCUGCCUUCAUUGACUACCAGCGCCAGCGUGUGGAGUUUGAGCAGCAGCAACAACAGCUGCUCCAGAAGCUCUACCACUUCUAUCCGGACAUGUCGAUCGGACAGCCCCAAGCACCUGGCCAGGGCCAGUCCCAGUCCCAGGCCCUGCCACAGACCCAACCAGAUUCCGCAGGAGCCGCUGGAUCGCGUUUCGUCUAUCGUCGUCCGCAGUUCGGCUCCAACGGUCUGCAGCAGCAGGCUGGACGUUUCUCCGUCAGCCAAGGAGGAGCUCAAGGACAGGGCAUUCGUGCCGCCUACUCAGCGGGCGACAUCUACUCAGGAUCAGGAGGAGGCCGAGGUGGUGUCCCUGCCAGCUCGGGUGGCGACUUCUACUCGACCCAGCAGCACAUGGGCUUCCUUCAGCAGCAGCAGCAGGACGUGCUGCGCGAACAACAACAGCAGUUUGCCAGCAGCCAACUGGCCCCAACAACCACCCAGAGCUACGGAAUGGCCGUCCCAAUGUCCUCCGUACUGGGUUCUUCAUCGUUCCAGCCUUCGUCGGACGUUUCCCACGUGAGCUUCAGCAGUGGCAAUCUUAACUACAAUUUCUAGUCAGCAGAAGAAGGAGGAGCGACAGGAUCCGCCUCUCUCUUAAGUUUUUUUUUCGAUCUAUUAAGGCUCUUUUUUUUUGUUAAAAUUCAAAGUGAACAAAUGCAAAAAUGGUUAGGAAUGAUGAAA